Seriola aureovittata is the source of this 6348-nucleotide messenger RNA. It is a transcript of the gene paqr4a, whose product is annotated as progestin and adipoQ receptor family member IVa. The record is from RefSeq and is a predicted model, not a curated record. NCBI's taxonomy places the organism in Eukaryota, Metazoa, Chordata, Actinopteri, Carangiformes, Carangidae. The transcript is spliced from 3 exons. Gene Ontology annotation, cellular component: membrane. Bases 985 to 1911 code for a protein of 308 amino acids. Gene Ontology annotation, molecular function: signaling receptor activity.
ACUAGAAUGUGUAAAAACCUUUCACAACAAUAGUGAAUAAAAACGGAGAAUCGGUUGCUGAUCAUUGUCAUUUGAAUUUCCCUUUCCUGCCAUAUUGGUCUAUGUUUUAUUUUGAAGACGAGGACCGGACAUAUCCUCGUUGUUAUUCCAGAUAACUUGACCGUUGAGUAGAAGCGAUGCAGGAGACUUGAGGCCGCCAGGGAAGACUCCGCAUUUCAAGGAAUACAGCCAGUAAGAAAUAAUGGUGAAACGUAACUGGAUAAAGCAGAUGUUGGAUAAACUGAAUAUAACCUUCACGGACCGGGCCGUUUGUGUUUGGAGUCAGCCGGCUCGGAUAUCAGCUCGCUCAUCCACACUUACAGGACGUCGGUAGCCGACUGCCCGGCUUGCUAGCCCGCAAUCCUUCCUAAAAUCUCCGCUCCAGAGUCACGGAUCUCAUUUGUUUUUGUAAUGGCAUUACGAAAGCUAGCCAGCAUCACACGGAAGUGACCUGAACAUAUGAUACCCGUUUGCUUUCGUGAAAGUAAAGGUAUGACCUGCUAGUCCUCUACUGCAAAUCUGACCGCUAGGAUCAAGCUAGCAUCAUCUGGAGUUGGAUGGACCCGUGGCUCACACAGCAUCCCUGCCCGGGGCGCGUUCAAACCUGCGCUGCUGCAGCGGAAUGCUAACUAAAACGAGGAAGCGGCUUUAACAUGACCAGGAACAUUUUGUCUCUCAAUCGCUCGAGGCUUCCAGGUGCUUCACAGACAUUUUUUACCUGCCAAAUGUAAUGACCGUCCCGAGGUUGCACCAUGUACGUGGCUGGCCGUGUCUGUCUCCAGCCCCGCGGAUGACACUCGCACAGGUACCGGCAGUUCAAGGCAAACAGCGGCGGCACGGAUACACCGUCGCCGGGUAGCGCUGACAGACUUACCGGGAGCUUGCUAGCGCCAAGCUAGGCGGCUAACAGCACAAUAUAAAAGCCCCUAACAAAUACCAACACCAAUGGUAUCCCAUAAGGUUUUAGUCGCAAUAAUCUUACUGAACGUGUAUAUAGGUGUACAGUCCGUUUUUUACUUAUUCGGCGGCGUCAUAUUAACGGCUUUGUUUGCUAUGGCAUUUUUAAAUGGACCCAGGCUGCUGGACUGGGCGAGUUCACCUCCACAUCUUCAGUUUAACAAGUACGUCCUAACGGGAUACCGGCCAAUCUCCUCAGUGCAGGACUGCAUCAGAAGCCUGUUUUAUCUGCACAAUGAACUUGGAAACAUAUACACUCACGGCAUUCCUUUGGUUUGCUUCCUGGUGCUGCUGCCUCUUAACAUCCCUUGGUCUCAGAUCAGCGUCACGUGGUUGGGCGUGGUGCACUUUCUGGCUUGUCUGUCGCCCCAGCUGGGCUCUGUGCUCUAUCACCUCUUCAUGAACCACGAGGGAGGCGAGCCCGUCUACCACACCCUCCUCAAGCUCGAUGUGUGUGGAAUCUGCAUGAUCAACACACUGGGGGCUCUGCCCAUUGUCUACAGUACCCUGUUGUGCUACCCGUUCAUCCGAACUGUCGCCCUGUUAGUCUACAUCCUGCUGUCCAGCCACGCCAUCUACUGUGCCGUGACCGCUCGGAGCAGCGUUCGCCGGCUGCGCUCCUUCGCCUGGCAAGCGCUUUUCCGCUUCUCCUUCUUCCUGCUCCGCUGGGUGGGUGUGGGCGGCGGCAGCCCCACCUCGCUACGCCACUUCCUAAUGAUGGACGCACUGGCCGUGCUGGGCGGGGUCAUCAACAUCACACGCAUCCCGGAGCGCUUCCGCCCGGGCCUCUUUGACUACUGGUGCAACAGCCACCAGAUCAUGCAUGUUCUGGUGGUGGGCUCCAUUCUUUACCUGCACUGGGGCGUGCUUGACGACCUACUGUGGAUCAACAGCUACAACUGUCCCUCAGACUGACCCCACCAGCAGCCCCCGCCCCCCCACAAGGAGCGUUGGGAUGUAAGAUCAAAGGACCUCUGGGGGGAGGGGGUUGUCUGGAGAGGGAGGGGAAACAGGGAGAAUCAGGGGGAACUGAUGCUGUGAGGUGAGACGACGUGUCGUCUGUGCAUGUGUUCACCUCAUGCGCUCAAACUCAGAAUGUUCAUAUCUUCAUUCAUCUCAGUACCGUGUGCGAAUGCAGGCUAAAGUAUGUCAAGUAACACGCACAAGCAUUUUGACUGUCUCACUUGCCACAAACAUGGACGCACAGGUGUAUACGGACACACACACACACACACACACACACACACACACACACACACCACACACACACACACACACAGUCAAACACACACACAGUAAAAUGGAAAUCUUUUAAAUACUAAAUUUAUUAACUGAGUAUUGAAGAUUAUAAAGUCGUAGGUAACGGCUCCAGUAAAAGGUUACUGCUGAGUUUGAAGCCUUUACUUAAUAAUAGAAGUUUUACUUGAGCAUUAAGACAGUCUGCGGCUAAAUGAUAUCACAUGCUCGAGUCCUCGGAGAUGUCACUGUUGCUACCUAUGCAGCACAUCCAUAUUUCAGCUCAUCACACACACAACACAGACUAAGACUCCCUCACACUUAUAUUUUUAUACAACAUGUACAAACUGAAAGUGCUGCACAAAGCACUCGUAUCUGAGUUUUACUGGACCAGUUGUUGUGUUUGUGUUCCCUUGUUUUCUGCCACUGCCUCCUUCUUCAUGUGUCGAUGUGAUUUGUCGCAUGAUGACGAGGAGAUGAAGUUGGGUAAGGGGGGGGGGGGGUUCAUUCCUGAGUGCGUUAGCAAGUUGGCAAGGAGUUUACUUGCUUUAGGUGGCCUGAACCACACAUUAGAAUCGAUCGAGCAGUGUUAUCGGCUUUGUUUGCACCUGAGCUCAGUGCCAAUCUAAUUCAGGCAUUUAUGAUUGGAAAAGAAAUUGCACGUUUACAAACUGUGUUGUUAAGUGGCAUUACAAUUUGCCAAACUUAUGAAACUCCAUGUCCUAUUUGUUUAUUUAUUACAUUUAUGACAACCUCAAAUUAUAAGGAUUUCACCAGUUACAUUUGUGUAACAUGAUAACAGUAUCCAAAGAUGACAUUAUUAUGUUAAACACUGAAAUGCCACCAGAUCCUGAUCCUGAUCCUGAUGCACAUGUGACAGCAGGAUGCACUGAAAGUUUAAGGGGUUUGCCACUUAACAGCUGCCAUCUUUAACAGCAACUUAAAUGUGUAAUUUUAAAUGUUUUUACACUGGAACUCUAUUCAGACAAACUCCAGAUAAAAACCAUCUUACCUACUGGCACCAUAUGUCCAAAAUACUAAAAUUAAGAAAUAUAUUCUAUUUAUUAUGCUUUGUAUGUAAUUGUAAUUAUAUAUUGCUGAUACAUAUAAUACUGUGCGUCUGUCAGCUGCCUAAGCAGUUUACGUUGUCGCUGUGCAGGAUCGCUGGCUGACAGAUGAAGUUAGAGGUCAGAGAAAAUCUUUGUGCAAAUCCCGAGGAUUAGCUUCUCAUUUUCUCGCCACACACUUUUUUUUCCAUCGAUUUUUGACUCCUCAGACACACAGUAAUAUGGUCAAAAAUGACCCGUGUCCAUUCACAAUACAGAUACAUUUUUAUGUGACUUUUAAAACUUGUGCUGCCCUCGUCAGAAGAUGUUAUUUAUGUAAAUUGUCCUGAGGCUUGAAUGUGUUUGUUUACUUUUACACUGACCCUGGAUAUUUAUGGUUUGUUGGGGUUGGUUGUUAUUGCCACUUUAUACUUGUUUGAAGGCACUGCUUUUGCUCUGCAGCUGGAUUUGUGUUCCGUGACAGAGCACCGCUUGACUUGAACUGUUUUAACUCAAAUAGAGGUCAGAAACUCGUGAGUCUUUUUAAAGUGCUGGAGUAUUUUAUGAAGCUGACCUAACUGAGCAGGAAUGAACCCCUACACCCUCUUGUCAUGUAUAAGUUACAGCAGUUCUGUUUGAAUGUUCAUGAUUGUUUUGGCUCCGUUGUCUUUGUUCAGUUACUACUCUUGAGUAAAAGUAACCGUUGCUCUGUUCCUUAAUGCUCAAGACUAGUGGUUGAAGCCUGAUUUCUGUUCUUAAUGACAUUGCACUGGUUUCCCAUGCCAAUAAUCACAGCCGCCCACUGACUAGUUGCCAAUCCUGUCAGACACCGACCCCCCCCCGCCCCGCCCCCACCCCACACACAAACACACACACUUCAUCUUGCCAAAUUAACCGUGUCUGAGGUGUAGCACACCCUCUGCUUCCUGUGCUAACACUGACUCAUAGGUGAAGAAGGAUUUCCCACAUGUACACUGCACCUGACCCGCCACCACCUCCCCACCCGCCCCUUGCCUUGAUAAAGGAGUCAGAAACUGUGCGUCUCCUGGUCUCACCCUCACUGAUUAUUUCCUACUAUGACCGUGGUACAAUGUAAAAGCUGAAAUUAAUGUAUUUUUUGGCCAUUGAAUGAAACUGACAAAAAUGCAUGAAAGUAGCUGUGAAACAGAAACCGGUGUCUCGGUGUUAGCUAAUCGUUUGUUCAUUGUAGCCGUCCACAGGCCGUUCACUCGCACCUGGAAAUGACUAUAUGUGUAGUGGAAGGGGUUGGGCUGGGAGGGUUGGAGGUUGGGGGGGUACAUCAACACUAAAGGAAGAUGAUUGAACUGAUCAGAUCAGAGGUAAUACAUCACUAUCAACUAAACUGCACUGUUCAUCUUCCUCAAAAGGGCUUUGAAUCAAAGUAAACUACAAUUCUGAAUCAUAUUAAAAGUCCAUAUAUAAAUAAUGUAAAUACAUGUAUGUAGAUUAUAUAUACAUACAGUGCAGAAAAUAUACCCUUAUUCAUUUUUGAUACAUACACAAUAUGUUAAGGAAAGAAAAAUAAGAAGACAUGGGGUUCUUGGGUUGCCAUAUAUAAGCUGCUGCUCUCUUUCUCUUUCAGCCAAAGCGAGACACAAGAGAGGGGAGCAGACACGGCUCGGUGCGGUGCUUCAGAUUAAUAUCAAAGACGUGUGUUUGCUUAGCUAUUUCCAUAUGUAUGUGAACAACACAUAAAAAAAAAACAACUGAAAUUGGUUUCAGUGCUAAUGUAGAGUUGUUUGACCUUUUGUGACCCUAACUAAGAAUGCUUUUGAUCAUUUAAAUGUAACCACUUUUUUUUCUUUUCUUUCUUUUUUUUGUUUUUUUGAUGAAGACACGUGGGUAAAGACAUUAUGCGACCAUCGCGGGGGAAUCUUGGCAGGCAUGUGAAUACCUCGUGACUACCACUGGUCUAUCUAUGCAUUAUCAGCCGAAGGAUACGUAACAGUGAAGUCGAUUUGUGUUUAUUUAAAAUAACUGCUCUCUGAUCCGCUGUAACCGGAGGGCUUCACUCCAACAUCCUGGGUCUCCCAUUUCUCAGGGUGCCAUAACAGUAGCUGUAACAUCCGAGGCCUGACCUCUGCUGUCUGAAACAUGGCUGCGAGACCUCAGUCCACCUCCGCCUGCCCUCUUUGUCCGGUCUGUUCGCACUGUGAAGCUGGUAACAAAUUGGACAGAAGGGAAAGAGAAGGUGGAAAGGGAGCAUUUCUCUGAAAACCAUGUUACAGUUGUGGAACCUGGCCAGAAAAAAUAGUCUUUGUCCUUUUGUCUGUAUGUUAAAUGAAAAAAAAAAAAUGACAUGAUGUAUGAAAACAUCACUAACAAAACAAAAUUCUGUUUUUUUUAAUAUAACACAGGUGCCGGAUAGCCUGUUAAUGACCUGUUUAUAAUGGAUUACCUGUAUUGUUAUAUACUGAUUAUUAUGAUUACUGUUAUUCUGUGGAUCCUAAUAAUGACACUGGUCUAUAUGUACAGAUAAUGAGACAAGCCCUUUCCUUUAGGAUGAAGGGAGCUUUCUGGAGGGUCUGUCUGUUAUCAUUUAUUCAUAUCUGCAAUGUCAUGGCAUUUUUAAAAUGACAAAGGAGUGAGUGUGGCUCCAUCUAGUGGAAGUUCAUGUGCACUGAUGCAGGCAUUACUGUAGCCAUACUGCAGCCAAAUGAACCUAACUGACGGAUAGCAAUACUGUCAGUGCUGGUUUGCAGUUACUCUCCAGGGUUGUUCGUUUAUAUUUCCACACCGUGUAUGUGCACAUGUGUGUAUGAGCUCUCCUGCAGAACCCAUACAAGCAUGAAAUCUGUAUGUCGUCCAGUUUACUUUCUCCUGUUGCGCUGACGGGUGAUGCUGAUUGCGUCCCCGGAGUGCCUCAUUAUCCGGUCUGUGUGCUCGCAAAUUAACGUGCACCGACGCAGACACACAGCCUGUUCCUGUGCUGUAGUUCACACGUCUGUCCAACAUUAGGUCAUUAGUUUCCUGUGUAACAGACAGGCUCUCACACUCCUCAGUCUCCAGCAACGAUUGUGCAAUAAACUGAAGUCUAUAUUUUUAAAAA